AUGCCUAAGCAUCGAAAGGUAGAUCGAACGUUUUCUGGCCCGAGUUAUAGAAAGUCUCGAUCCUCUAAUCCAAGACACUCGCAUUCCCAAAAUACGCAUUCACACAACGUAUCACGUGCUCAUUCACAGGCCUUUACACUUCAGUCGGAAUCAUCACGUGAUUGCCAGCGAUGUGGCAAGACUCACCGGGGGCGCUGUGAAAGUAAAAGGACUAUGAUUAAGUGCUUUAAUUGUGAUAAGACAGGACAUGUACGAUCGAUGUGUCCACAGAGAGGUCGAGCUUGUUACUCCUGCGGUUCUCCAGAUCACUUUAUUCGAGAUUGUCCCCGACCAUGUCGUAAUGAAAGUAAAGCUUCAGUCCAGCACCCUAUGAAUGCAGGUACUUCCAUUCAAAAGGAGGAGAUACCCAAACCUCGAGUUAGAGCGUUUCAGAUCACGACAGAAGAAGCUCGUAAUGAGCCCGAUGCUGUAACUGGUAUUUUCUUUGUUAACUCUCGACCUGCGCAUAUAAUGUUUGAUUCUGGAGCGACGAAUUCUUUUGUGUCACAUCACUAUAUGCGUUAUUUGAAUUUGGUGCCUUGUUUGCUUUCUACACCAUUUGCUAUCAGCAUACCUAACGAUCUUCGAUAUCGUGAGUGGCAUGGAUUAGUUAGUGAAGAACCGUGCAAAUAUUCUUUGUUCCCAGCGGAUAAUUCAGAUACCGAUCGAAGGGAAAAACCUUUGUAUAUCUACGGUGAGAGGAGAAUGGGAGAUGUGAAGGUAAUAUCUAUUCUUAAGGCUCGAAGAUAUCUGACGAAAGGAUGUUGCUCUUUUUUAGCUUAUGUGUUAGAUACGUCAAAAGAAACAAAGAAGACGGUGAAAGAUGUACCCGUUGUACGUGAUUUUCCGGAUAUAUUCCCUAAUAAUUUGUCUGGUUUACCACCAGAUAGGCAAGUUGAAUUCUGGAUAGAUCUUGUGCCUGGUGAUGCACCCAUAGCAAGGACUCCCUAUCGUCUUGCACCAACAGAGAUGAAAGAAAUGAUGAGCCAGUUACAAGAGUUGUUAGAAAAAGGACUCGCGAACAGCAAGAAAAUGAGCACUCUUCGUCAGUCUGUCUACAAUAACCYAGAUACUAUCGUGUUGCUUGGACAUCUUCGGUAG
Molecule: messenger RNA, 1140 nt
Organism: Cynara cardunculus var. scolymus (artichoke)
Lineage: Eukaryota; Viridiplantae; Streptophyta; Magnoliopsida; Asterales; Asteraceae
Exons: 3
Coding region: 1-1140 (379 amino acids)
Molecular function (GO): zinc ion binding; nucleic acid binding
Source: RefSeq, a predicted model, not a curated record